CACAGAACGCUGAAAACCGCUGUCUAGUUUAGAACUAAUACUCUGCCGAAACCUCAAAGAUGACGCCGUGCUGGACUCAAACUAUUGCUUUACUGAGCGCGCUGCUGUUGGCCAAAGGGGCGUGCGGUGGCAGAACAUCUGUGUUUCCUAACACCAGCAAGCAUCUACGGGUCGCACGCGAUACACGGAACAUACCAAUCGAUAAGUUCCAGUCGAUAAAUGCUACGAUGCAGGCCGUUGACGAAGACCCGCUGGAUGCGACAGCAGCAGGUGGCACUGACGAGGAAUUCGCUGUGGCCUCAACAGCGGAGGCGCGUCGUAUUGGCGGUCCCUCCGAUGAAAGCUCAUCAGCCAGUCAAAGUUUUUUUAAAGAGACCAAAUAUAGUGGAAAUAACAACGAAAAUCGUCAGAAUAUUCCUGAUAGUGAUCCCAGAUUCAAUCAACCUUUUGGUUAUCAGCCUGGUCUGCGCCCCGUACCCAGGCCAUAUCCCAUCCCCAGCUCAAUGCAACCACCCUAUACAGGUUUUCGUCCAAACUUUGGACCCAGCACUAUUCAUACGGGAUUCCGCAACUCACCCAUUCCCUUCCCGGUGCCUGGUUCAAUGUCACACUCAUCGAGGGGAUUUCCCAUUAGCAGUGGACCAAAUGAUGACGAUAUGAUUCCUCUAAUGUCACGCGGCAUGAACACCUUUCCCUAUCCAGUUGGAAGCUCAUUUGUGUCUAGACAGUCCUCGAUGCCCACACCUUUCGGCUUCGAUGGUGACUCUUCGGGUGGGUCAUCGGGCAACUUCUUUCGCUCACAAUCCUACAGCAUUACGUCUGAUGGCAUGGGAGCCCCGCGCGUGGAGCACAAUGUUUUUGAUUCCCGUGACGGGUUUGGCAUGCAAUCGCGUAAUUUUUAAACUAAUAUGUAUUUACUUUAAUGCUAGGUUGAAAUCAAUACUCGAAUAAAGAAACCAAUUAAACAAAUAUA
Molecule: messenger RNA, 973 nt
Organism: Scaptodrosophila lebanonensis
Lineage: Eukaryota; Metazoa; Arthropoda; Insecta; Diptera; Drosophilidae
Exons: 7
Coding region: 60-902 (280 amino acids)
Source: RefSeq, a predicted model, not a curated record